Ficedula albicollis (Collared flycatcher) is the source of this 4449-nucleotide messenger RNA. RefSeq names its product pre-mRNA processing factor 4B (gene PRP4K). The transcript is spliced from 19 exons. Gene Ontology annotation, biological process: mRNA cis splicing, via spliceosome; peptidyl-threonine phosphorylation; peptidyl-serine phosphorylation. Bases 85 to 3507 code for a protein of 1140 amino acids. Gene Ontology annotation, molecular function: protein serine/threonine kinase activity; ATP binding. The record is from RefSeq and is a predicted model, not a curated record. Lineage: Eukaryota; Metazoa; Chordata; Aves; Passeriformes; Muscicapidae.
CGCACCCAGACACAGCCCCAGCCCCGAACCCACCAACCUGGAAAGGCAAAUUAAGCGGAGCAACACCUUUCAUAGAAUUACACAAUGGCGUGGGUUGGAAGAGACCUUAAAAAUCACCCAGUUCCAACCCCCUGCGCAGGGAUACCCUUCCACUGGACCAGGCAGCUCAGAGCACCGGCCAAACCACACGUGAACGCUGUCAAGGACGGGGCGUCCACAGCGCCUGUGGGAACCGUGUUCUGGCGUCUCAGGGCCCUCACGGCGAAGAGCUCUCUCCCGGUACCUCACGCAACCCCGCUGACUCCCGGCCCCAUUCCCAUUCCCAUUCCCAUUCCCAUUCCCGCUCCCGCCGCCGCCGCCUCGCCCCCGAGGGGGGCGGAGCCACCGUCGCGCUCCCGGCCCCGCGCGCGGGGUUCACUUCCGGCCCCGCGUCUCCCCCCGCCCCCUCCCAGCGGCGGCGGCGGCAGCGAAGGAGUUCGGAAGUUCAAAAUGGCCGCCGCGGCCGAGCCCGAGCAGCGACCGCCCGAGGUUGAGGAUGCUGAGGCAUCCGAGAAAAGUGUCAAUGAAGAAAAUGGGGAAGUGUCAGAGGCAGACCAACCUCAGAACAAGCACAGCCGACACAAAAAAAAGAAACACAAACACCGAAGUAAACACAAGAAACAUAAACAUUCUUCAGAAGAUGAUAAGGACAAAAAACAUAAACACAGACACAAACAUAAGAAACAUAAAUGGAAAGAGGUGGCUGAUGCCUCUGACAAAGAAGAUGGACCAGCUAAAAGAACUAAAAUUGAUUUUUUGGCUCCUCUGGAAGACUUAGAGAAACAAAGAGCAUUGCUGAAAGCUGAACUUGAAAAUGAAUUAAUGGAAGGAAAAGUCCAGUCUGGGAUGGGAUUAAUAUUACAAGGUUAUGAGUCAGGAUCGGAAGAAGAGGGAGAGAUUAAUGAAAAAGCACGAAAUGGAGCACGACCUACAACAAAGUCAAAUACUAAGGGGAAAUUAGAACCUGUGGACAAUAAAACUAGUUCCAAGAAAGCAAGUAAGAGUGAAUCAAAAGAAAGGACUAGGCACAGAUCUGACAAAAAGAAAGCCAAGGCAGGAGUUGAUGGAGUCAAAGAGAAGGCUACUAGAAGCAAGUCAAAAGAAAGGAGGAAAUCCAAAAGUCCUUAUAAGAGAAGUAAGUCUCAAGAUCAGACAAGGAAAUCUAGGUCUCCAAUACUUAAGAGGAGAUCUCAGGAGAAAAACAGGAAGUCUAAGUCUCCUCCAGAGGACAGAAAUAAAGCUGAUGAUAAAAGUAAAUCAAGAGACCGCAGAAAGUCUCCAGUUGUCAAUGAAAGCAAAAGCAGAGAUCGUGGUAGAAAAUCUAAGUCUCCAGCAGAACUAAGAAGCAAAUCCAAAGAUAGAAGAUCACGAUCCAAAGAUAGAAAACCUAGGAGAUCAGAGACUGACAAAGAAAAAAAGCCAAUUAAAUCUCCUUCUAAAGAUGCCUCUUCAGGGAAAGAAAACAGGUCCCCUAGACGACCUGGCCGUAGCCCAAAAGGGAGAAGCUUAUCUCCCAAACAGCGCGAAAAGUCAAGGAGAAGCAGAUCCCCUCUCUUUAACGAUCGUAGGUCUAAACAGAGUAGAUCCCCCUCUCGAACCCGCUCUCCGGUUAGAAGAGUGAGGAGUAGAUCUGCAGAAAGAAAAAGGAGAGAAUCAGAAAGGAGGCGUCUUUCUUCUCCCAGAACACGUACCAGGGAUGACAUUUUGUCCAGGCGGGAAAGAUCAAAGGAUGUCAGCCCACCCAGCAGAUGGUCCCCAUCCAGACGAAGGUCUCGGUCCCCCAUUAGGAGGAGAUCUCGAACACCCCUUCGGCGUAGCCGAUCUCCCAGAAGGCGGAGUAGAUCUCCUCGGAGGAGGGAUAGAGGCCGGAGAAGUAGAUCUCGCCUUCGAAGGAGGUCCAGGUCACGUGGUGGCCAUAGACGUAGGAGCAGAAGCAAAGUUAAGGAAGACAAAUUUAAAGGUAGUCUUUCUGAGGGCAUGAAAGCUGAGCAGGAGUCUUCAUCAGAUGAAAAUCUUGAAGACUUUGAUUUGGAAGAAGAGGAUGAAGAAGCAGAGAUAAGACAAAGGAGAUUACAGCGGCAAGCAAUUGUUCAGAAAUACAAAGGCCAGACAGAAGACAGUAACAUAUCUGUACCAUCUGAACCAAGCAGCCCUCAAAGCAGUACACGUAGUCGCUCAAAUUCUCCUGAGGACAUCCUAGAAAGAGUUGCUGCUGAUGUUAAGGAGUAUGAACGGGAAAAUGUGGACACAUUUGAGGCAUCAGUGAAAGCCAAGCACAACCUCAUGACAGUUGAACAGAACAAUGGUUCAUCUCAGAAGAAGCUGCUAGCUCCUGAUAUGUUCACAGAAUCAGAUGAUAUGUUCGCUGCGUACUUUGAUAGUGCUCGUCUAAGGGCUGCUGGGUUUGGAAAAGACUUCAAAGAAAACCCCAAUCUCAGGGAUAACUGGACAGAUGCAGAAGGCUAUUACCGUGUUAAUAUAGGCGAAGUUCUAGAUAAACGUUACAAUGUCUAUGGUUACACUGGUCAGGGAGUCUUCAGCAACGUGGUUCGAGCCAGGGACAUGGCCAGAGCAAACCAAGAAGUAGCUGUGAAAAUCAUCAGGAACAAUGAACUUAUGCAAAAAACUGGCCUAAAAGAACUGGAAUUUUUAAAGAAGCUCAAUGAUGCUGAUCCUGAUGACAAGUUUCAUUGUCUGCGGUUGUUCAGGCAUUUCUACCACAAACAACACCUCUGUCUGGUCUUUGAGCCACUCAGUAUGAAUUUACGAGAGGUGUUGAAGAAAUAUGGGAAAGAUGUUGGACUCCACAUUAAAGCUGUGCGUUCCUACAGCCAGCAAUUGUUCCUGGCUUUAAAACUUCUUAAAAGAUGCAAUAUCCUACAUGCAGAUAUUAAACCAGAUAAUAUUUUGGUGAAUGAGUCUAAAACGAUACUAAAGCUUUGUGAUUUUGGCUCAGCUUCACAUGUUGCAGAUAAUGACAUCACACCCUAUCUAGUUAGUAGAUUUUAUCGAGCUCCAGAAAUCAUUAUAGGAAAAAUCUAUGACUAUGGUAUAGAUAUGUGGUCUGUAGGCUGCACAUUAUAUGAGCUUUAUACAGGAAAAAUACUGUUUCCUGGCAAAACCAAUAAUCAUAUGUUGAAACUUGCCAUGGAUCUCAAAGGAAAGAUGCCAAACAAGAUGAUUCGAAAAGGUGUGUUCAAAGAUCAGCACUUUGAUCAAAAUCUCAACUUUAUGUAUAUAGAAGUAGAUAAAGUCACGGAAAGGGAGAAAGUUACUGUUAUGAGCACCAUUAAUCCAACCAAGGACCUAUUAGCAGACUUGAUUGGGUGCCAACGACUCCCUGAAGACCAGCGUAAAAAAGUGCACCAGCUUAAGGACUUGUUGGACCAGAUUCUAAUGCUAGACCCAGCUAAACGGAUUAGCAUCAACCAGGCUCUGCAGCACGCCUUCAUCCAGGAGAAAAUUUAAACCAGAUGAAGAAGUUCAAAGGGUUUGAUUAAUUAAGAUACAAAGACUGAAGAAAUUUCACAGCAGUUAUUAAUGUAUAUAAACAUAAAUAUUUCCCCUGCAAAGUUGAGGAAGAAAUGAUACAUUUGAAUUAACAUCAAGGCUGAUAUUUCUUUUAGAAAUGUUAGAGUAAUUCUGUUUUGUGUCUUAUGUGAAAAUUUUCACUGUAGAACUGUUUUAAUUGCCAAGACUGCACAAAAGUACAAUGCUAAUGUAUAUGGUUGCAGUUCGUAUAUAUUAUAAAAAGAAAAAAGCAUCUGUUAUAAAAAAAAAGAAAGAAAAAAAAAAAAAAGAGAGCAGUAAUACUGGGUGGUUGAUUUGUUUUUAGCAGACUUGGCUUCAUUUUUGUCUUUACAAAAUGGCCAGCAUAAAUGCUGUUUAUAUUCACAUUUUCCUAGGUGUGUGUGUGCAGGCCACAGCAGCAUGCCCUUGGUGUAGUCAGUGCCGAAGGGGGUCUGUUCCUUCUUGAGCCUGCCCGCAGGGAUGGUCUCCUCUUUUAAAGCAGGUUGUGUACAACUUUCAGUACACUGAAGGCAUAAACCUUCCACUCUUGAACAAAGCAGCUGCUUUUUAAAAGCGAGAAAAAAGGAAAGCGAGUCACAGGCCACUCAACGCCUACUCCAUGGGUCUGAUUUGCUGAGACACCAACUUCACCUUCCUAACAAGGUGCAGCUCAAAAGAAGAUGAAGGCUACCAGAAGACAUGAACAAAGGGUAAGUGGCAUUAAACCUCUGAAGAACCCUUAUGUGUAUAUUGACCCCCAUACAGAAGGCAGACCAGACUGUGAUACUGCUGGAGAUAGAGGGAUCUUCUACAGCAUGUGUAAAAUUGUAAUGUGGGUGGAAGAUGUUGAGAACUGGCAAUUGCUUGAAAUUAAUAAACUAUGCUUAAAACUUGCCUUCA